This is a messenger RNA of Striga hermonthica, 2622 nucleotides long. Lineage: Eukaryota; Viridiplantae; Streptophyta; Magnoliopsida; Lamiales; Orobanchaceae. The record is from the annotation of a GenBank genome assembly.
AUGAUUCUUUGCAGACAUUCUUCAAGAAACGCUAAUAAAUAUCUUUCCAACUUUCAAAAGAAACUUCAAUCUUCUCAGCUCUCCCUCUAUUCUGCCGCUACGCUCGAGUCUGAGACCCACUGCGAGGGUUUUAGUCUUCCAGAUUCACGCGAAGCACACAACUUGUUCGACAAAAUUCCCCAGCGAGAUACCUCGUACUACAACCACCUGCUUUUCGGGUACUCACGCGACGGUCACAACAAAGAAGUCUUAAAUCUUUACACAUGUAUUAAUCGAACUGGAGUUCUUGUUGAUGGGUGUACCUUUUCUUGUGUAUUAAAAGCUUCUGCAAGUUUGCAUAGUGAUGCCUUUGGCAAACAGCUACAUUGCCAGUGCCUUAAAAAUGGAUUAUUUGAUGAUGUCAGCGUGGGGACCUCGCUUGUCGAUAUGUACGUCAAGAAUGAGAAUCUGUGUGCGGGGAAAAAGGUGUUUGAUGAGAUUAAAGAUAAGAAUGUGGUGACCUGGACUUCAUUACUUGCGGGUUAUGCGCAGAAAAGGAUGAUUCGGGAGGUUGCAGAAUUAUUUAGCUCGAUGAGAUUUGAGGGAGUUGAGCCGAAUCCUAUCACGUUUGCAGCCAUUCUUGGGGCCUUGGCCAAUGAGCGGGCCAUACGGGUGGGUAUCCAAUUACAUAGCUUGGUUAUCAAGAACGGUUUGGAUUCAGCUCGGGUAGUGGGUAACUCUUUGGUUACUCUGUAUUCAAAAUGUGGAAUGGCCAGAGAGGCUAAGGAUGUGUUUGGCGACACUGAGGGUAGAGAUGCAGUGUCCUGGAACGGGAUGAUAGCAGGCCUCAUCGCGAACGGGCUUGAGUUGGAGGCUCUCAACACAUUCGAUGGAAUGAGACUUGCUGGUGUAAAGUUCACGGAUACUACUUUCCUUACCAUGAUUAAGUUAUGCUCGAAACUUAAAGAAUUGGGUUUUGCCAAACAGAUCCACUGCCAGGUCAUCAAGACUGGGUUUGUUCAUCUUGAAAACAUUCGAACAGCUCUCCUGGGGUGCUACAUGAAAACCUGCGAGAUGGAUGAUGCGGACAAGAUUUUUUGUGGGAUGGAAACAGUUCAAAGUGUGGUAUCAUGGACGGCCAUGAUCGGAGGAUACUUACAGAAUGGGAAAAUUGCACAAGCAGUAGAAAUGUUUGUGCGAAUGCGAAAAUGUGAUGUUAAGCCAAAUCAAUACACUUAUUCGACAGUACUCGCUUCUCUUGAAACCACUUCUUUGUUUCAAGUGCAUGCAGAUAUCAUCAAAACAAAUUACGAAAGCUCGUCCUCUGCAGGGACUGCUUUGCUCAACGCUUACAUAAAGAUGGGCAUGACGAAUUAUGCUGUAAAAGUUUUUAGACAAAUUAAAGAGAAGGACAUUGUUGCUUGGUCUGCAAUGUUAGUUGGAUAUGCCCAAGAAGAGGAUAUUGAAGGUGCCGUAAAUUUUUUUCGCCAGCUGACCAAGGAAGGUGUUAUCCCAAAUGAGUUUACCUUCUCGAGCAUAAUAAAUGCAUGUGCUACAUCCUCGGCAGCUACUGAACAAGGGAAAUUAUUCCACGCAUGCUCGAUCAAAUCCUGUUGUAAUAGUGCUUUGAUCGUGAGCAGUGCCCUUCUAACCAUGUACGCUAAAAAGGGAGAUAUCUCAAGUGCCAAUGAAGUCUUCAAGAGGCAGCAUGAACGUGACUUAGUUUCUUGGAACUCGAUGAUCUCGGGCUACGCACAGCACGGUUAUGGUGAAAAGGCACUGGAAGUGUUUGAUGAAAUGCAAAAGAAGAAAUUGGAAAUGGACGAGAUUACAUUUAUCGGUGUUAUUUCUGCAUGUACUCACAGAGGUCUAGUGAAAGAAGGUGAGAAAUAUUUUGACUUAAUGGUGAACAACCUCCGUAUUUCUCCCACGAUGGAGAUUUAUUCGUGCAUGGUUGAUUUGUACAGUAGAGCCGGUAUGUUGGACGAAGCUGUAUCUGUAAUUACCAAAAUGCCCUUUCCAGCCGGCCCAACUAUUUGGUGUACACUCUUGGCUGCAUGCCGGGUGCACCGAAACUUAGAGCUGGGCAAGUUUGCAGCUGAGAACCUCAUUUCGUGUCAACCACAGGACUCAGCUGCGUAUGUCUUAUUAGCUAAUCUGCAUGCCGUGACAGGAAACUGGCGGGAUCGGUCGAGAGUAAGAAAACUGAUGGAGGAGAGAAAAGUGAAAAAAGAAACGGGAUACAGCUGGAUUGAGGUUAAAAAGAAGACAUACUCAUUUGUGGCCGGGGAUGUUUCGCAUCCUUUGUCUAAUAAAAUAUAUAUGAAACUUGGAGAACUAAAUGCUCGUUUAAGGGACGUCGGAUAUAAACCGGACACGAGUUACGUGCUCCAUGAUAUUGAGGAGGAACAAAAGGAGGCCAUCCUCUCUAGGCACAGUGAGCGGCUGGCUAUUGCAUUUGGGUUGAUUUCUGUACCGUGUGGUAUUCCAAUAAAGAUCAUAAAGAAUCUUAGAGUUUGUGGUGACUGCCAUACUGUGAUUAAGCUGAUAUCCAAACUGGAAGGCAGGGAAAUUGUCGUGAGGGAUUCAAACCGCUUCCAUCAUUUUAAUGAUGGCUCGUGCUCUUGUGGAGAUUACUGGUGA